AUGGCGACCGCAAGUCAACAAAGGCCUCUGCCUCUUUUACGGCGGCCUUUGCCACCAAAACAAGAACCGCCAGCGUCUUCAUUCCGCCCUGGAUCAGAAGCUAAAUACUCUCAGACCGACGGUAAUUACAAGGUGUCGGCAAAAUCGCCGGAUGUGUUAAGCGCCAAACGACUUGUUAAUGUGAAGUCAACUAAAGUCGUCGACUCCACGUUGCGGGAAGUCAGAUUUCAUGGAGACGUUCCACUACCUGUAUCUUCCGUCGUAAAACCGUAUAAAACAAAGGGACCCGAUCCGUUACCGCCAAGACCUCCGAGAAAACCAAGAGAAUUGCCCACAGAGGCAUUCAUAAAAGAUUCAUACACAAGACCGCCUCCAGAAUUCACGUUAAAACACUUUCUGAGAAGAUUGCCUUCCCGCGCUAAUCCGGACGACGAUGUAGAGCCAAUGGUUUCAGAACAAAAUUAUGAAAAAUUAACAAGCUGGUUUGCAGCCAAUAAGCCCCAUCAGGCAACGGUUCAUAGUCUUGAAAUAGACAGUAAGUAAUUCAUUUCAGGUUCUUUUAUUUAUAGGUUAAUAAUUAAGUUAACAUAUUGAAAUCAGAGCGAUUGCAUAUGUUUCCAUGUCCCAAGAAAUGAAAUGUUUCCUUUCCAAUAAACAAUAAAUGCUCUUUCUUUUUGUUAACGAAACCUAGUAAAUCACGGAUAAUUAAUGUUAAAAGGUAAGAGUUUGAUAAUUAAGCUGAUUAAAAGUUAGGACUGCGCCGGGGGACUGCGCCUUUCGGACACCAAAAGUUCAGACAACUUUUUGGAAGAAUUCAAUAGCAAUUACUUUCCCUUAGAAUCCAAGAUCACUCAAAAGUAUGAGAAUCUAUUAUGACUUUUUAGUCUUCAUGUUACGCAAAAUUUCUCUCCACACAGAUGAUAUUCAUGUUCCAGAUGUAUCCCCAAGAGUUCCAGCAAGACAGCUGCUGAUAGGUUAGUACAGACCGUUUGUGAGGACAAGGUUUCAGUCAGAGCAAAUACAACAUAAAAUGUACUUUAAACAACCCAAGCAACCCCACCACAGUUGACUUUCUUUAUAACAGCAGCGGUGGCAGAGCGUUUUGAAACGUGGGGUGGAAGGGCUCAUCUUUCACUCAGCUAUGCACGUACCCUUUCUCAAAUUUUCCAAAAUACCCUUUGCGUUUUUCCUCGAUACAAGCAAACUUCUUUGCAAUCCUCACAGUAUUGUAAAUACUUUUGUUCAUGGGCCAUCAUAGCUUGAUAAGUUUAUCACCGCUGUUGGUGUUCUAUUUCUUAUCAAUCUUCUAGUGCAUUGGUAACUGAUUUGAGACAAUACGUCAGUAGGCAGUUGUUCAGGUGGUCCUGCUUUAGGCAGUUUUUGUGUCACCUAAGGGCAGAAAAUGAGUGCUCUGAUGUUGCUGAUGCCACAGGUAAUUCUGCUUGUGAUAAUUACUGUUGGCAUCAAAAGGUGGGGGCUGCACCCCCUCAAAUUUUUGUUUGGGAGGGCUACACCUCCAACCCCGCCACCCCCAUGCCUCCUACUCUAACACCUACGUUCAGACACAAAAUGGUGAUUUUAAGGUUUCUCACUAAAGCAGGUCAGGUUAUAACUGUCAUAGUAAUCAUGUGUGUAAAAGAAGAAAAAAAAUUAGAAAAGACAGUCAUCAUGCCUUGUUUUUCCAUUCAGAGAUGCAGUUUCAGGGAAUGGAGACAUCAUUCUCUCCAGAUCAAGACUUUCCCUUCAUUCAAGAACGUUCAUCAACAGUAUUCCCAGUCACACCUGCAGCCUCCAAACUGACAAUACCUGCCUCAAGAUUUGCACUGCUGCCGCCAAUAGAACCUGAUACCGAUGAGGAUGGAGAGACUCCACAUACAGCCAUAAAAACCUUUGGUCAAACAACGGCUGCAGAUACUAUACCUACUUCACAAGAGAAGAGAGCAGAGAGACUUUCAUUGUCACGUGACGAAGCGAUGGACAGAUCUAAGGAGUUGAGAGCUAGAUUUGAUCAGUCACAUAUACCAGAGAGCAAAAACAACUGUACAACUUUCUCAAAAGGCAGGAAUGAUGAAUCAAUGUCAGAUAACAAGAAGGCAGUUGUUAAGGAGAGAAUAAUUAAUUUUGAUGACGUGUAAGUUUAUUCUUGGCUGAUUGUUUUUGGGUCUAUUGUUUACUGUCAUGGGAUAGUUUACUGGGCUUAAUAUAACUUACUGGAAAUAAUCCUAGCAUCCUGAUCUUCUCAAAGCUGCAACUGCGUUUUACAAGGUUAGGCUAAAUGUAAUUUAGGUGAGGUUAAACACAAGACAGUGCUGGCCAGUGGUCUCCGUCUCUUGUCGUAGGAAGAGUAAUCCAAGGGCAUUUGCUGUGCCUCAGUAGUUAUAAUUAUUAUAACUAUAAACUUCAGUCAAUAAAUAUUAUUAUUGACGAGGUUUAUGAGAAUGCUAACAGGAAUGAGUGAAAUAAGUUAUUUAUUUCAUUUUUUCCUGUUUGCAGUCUGAUAACCCUUAAGAGAGAAUCGAGAUGAGUAGUGUAGAUUCCCUUAACAAAAUUUCUACCCUGUAACAGCUCUGUAGCAUCACUGGAACAGGGUUGUAAAACUAACCUGUAACAACCCUGUUACAGCUCGUCAUUUGGCACAGUUAGCAAGGCUGUUUCUACACUGUAGCAGCCUUGGAACAGCCCUGUCACGUUUAAUGCAAAAUUUCUUAGUAGACACCCUGUAACAGCCAUGUUACAACCCUGUUUCCACCCUGUGAUGGACAUCCCUGCCACAGCUCGUGAAUUGGCACAGUUAGCAAGGCUGUUUUUACACUGUGGCAUUCCUUUAACAGCCUUGGUACAGGUUUCAUGCAUCACAACCCUGUUACAACUGGUUAAGUGGCAGUUAACAAGGUUGUUUUUUUUUUACCAGGUGCCAAUGUUGUGAUACUCCCUCUCACAAAAUCUGCACUUUAGACAGCAGCCGUUUAACUUCUAUACAGUAGGAUUAUAGUACUAUCAGAACAUGAUUUUUUAGAACUUCAUAUCUAUUAAAGAUGAAACUUCAUGUUUUUUAGGCAUAUUUGAACUCAUGAAAAUUCCUGAAGCAAAGGAACGAUUUGUGCCACAAAACGCUUCAAAGUUGAACCACCAACGGCUGGUUUAGUCCGUUUAGUCACUUAAGUAACAAAAGCGAUGCAUUUCAACAAACAUGCAUUGAAAGAACACUUUCAAUAACGGAAAACAGUAAAUACAGUCAAUUAAGAACUUAACGUUACUUUAUUUUUCACGUGCCCAUGUUACAGUGUGUAAAAAUAUAAACAGAACAAAAUUUGAACUGCAUGCAACAUUCUGAUCUGGCUUGUAAACAUCUUGUCAUAGUUGCUCUAUUUAAUGUACAACUAGCACGUCAAAAUGCCGACUUUACAAUAACUGUCUCAAAAAAAAAAAAAGAUUUUUGUCAGCAAUUAUAAGAGAUGAAACGCGGAAUUGUUCCAUUGGAACAACGGUUCCGAUUUUGACAGUUUAUAAUAAUUCUUUUGUUUGGUUACGUCGUAACAAGGCUUAAUUUGAAAUCGCUCACCUCGAUCGUCUUUCCUUCAUGAUCCACAAUGUGUUACAUUUCCUCAUGAAAAGAGCCGAUCCAUUUGUGUUUCAGUUGUUGCUGCAUUAUUUCUAGGAAGGGCAAACAAUCUUUGAAUCUUGCAAGUGCCGCGGAAUGUUUUCUGUCGACUAGAUCGAUCUGUUUCCCAUUCGUUGAGAGCUGGUCAAAGCACAGUUAUUUUUUUGCUAAUACGUUUUCACUCUCUGCUUCAAAAGCAGCAAAAAACGCUCUACAGCCUUUUUGAAUCCAAACUGGAUGCAGAAAACGUUUGAAUAUUUUCGCCUUGAUUCAAAUGAUCGUGAGUCGUUUCAGGAAUGGAGAUGUGUAAUGCGAUCUUCCGGUAACAGUGCUGACCAAUAAGAUUAAGGUCUUGGAUUUCUCCAGGGAAUUACCCAUGGCGUGUCUGUCACGGAAUGAAAAUAUUGAAGUUCCCUCGAUCUCUAAGGAAAGAAUUUAAUUCCAUGCUUGCAGAGGUCUCUCACGCAGGAAAACGAAUUGAAGUGAUCUAAAAGUCUUUCAUUUUUAGUGCUGUAAAAAAUUAAUUAAGUUUCAGCGUUUUUUUUUAUUCAAAAGAACAGGAAAAACAGGAGCUGAUGAGAUAGGUGUUGAUCAUAGGAAGGUCUUCGUUUUUAACAUGAGAUAAAAGUGUUAUAAAAUAUAAAGAAAGCAACUUCAAACUACAAAGGUAGCCACAAAAUCGGUAAUUAAUUAAUGUUAGUAUCAAUGAAAAAAAAAAAAGAAAAAACGAAGCAAAUCCAAGCAAAACCAAAAACAGCAUAUUAAAUGGUGUACAAUAAUCGUGUUUGAUGAUUUAGCGAUACCAUUUUCACCAAGUUCUUUUUCGUUUUAUUUGUUAUUAAUGAUCUAGCUGACCCUCGCACCUUUUACACUUUUAGACUUUGAAAAAUAUUGCCAUCUUUCUAUUAAUUUAUGGAGUUUAGCGUACUUGGCUACAUUGUUACUGCCCUUUGAUUAUUAUCCAUUGUGUGAACAGAAAUAGACAUCUCACAGCUCUGCAGUAACCCGGUUACUGUCAAAUGUACCCAACACAGCCAUUCUACAUCCCUGUCCUAGUUCUUCUGCAUUACUAGGUAGCCCUGUCUUAACCCUGUUACGGUAACUGGAUAUUUUCACAGCCAUGUAACAGGCUUGUUACACUUAACUAUGUACACUUUUACAGCCCUGUCACAGCUCCACUUGUUUUAACUCAAGUAAGUUGCAGCUGCGUCACAUCCCUGUUACAGCCAGUUUACAGCCCUGAAAUAACACAAACAGGGCUGGAAACAGGAUUUUACAGGGCUCUCACAGGGUUUUUGCAGGGUAGAAUUUUUUCUAAGGGUUAUGUAAAAAAAAAUUUUUCAUCACCGUCCAAGGUGAAAACCUGCGAGGAGGAAGACUUAUUUCUAAGGUUGUGAUUCUUGUUUUUCUCAUUUGACAGAUCAUUCAACCAACAACCCACCACUUUCCCAGGAAUGGAGGUCAUUCUGCCUAGCUCCCAACCAGAAUACUUCCAAGGAGAGGAAUUACCAAGAACAUCCUCACCAUUUGGUGUGUAUUCACAUGUUUUUUAAGUAUAAGACCAUUUAUAUCCAGUUGUAGUUUGUGGGUGUGGAGGAAGCAGGAAAGGGUAAGAGCACUAAAGGGAAUUUUUCUGGUGGUGGACAAAACAGCCUGCUUUCGUUACCUUCAGGGACCGUUGCUCUAAAGAGGAAAACAAGUAAUUGAGUUAGCCUACGAAAACAUCCGUUUCUCUUCGCUCCUCGCCGCUGGGGACGUUUCGCACAGAGGAACGUCUGCGACUCAGCGACAGAAAUUCCAUACUGAUGACAUAAAAUUUGUCCGGAAUCUGGUCAGAAGUGCUGAUUGGUCGACGGAGUAGUUACAUUGUUUUAGCCAUUCUUUACGAAUGACAGACAAAAGACAAAAAGCCACAAAGGUCAAAUGUAAACGUGAAGAAUCUCUAACAAAACAGUCAAUGUUUGUGGAAUAUAGUCUUCGCUAGAUAAAGUAAUUGAGAUUUGCUGGCACUCGUUGGCAGAUGAACACAACACUUCACCAAAAUCGACCAGAAGACAGGUAAAAUUUGGACAAAUUUAUAUUUGGAACCCCAUGACCACCGGAUUUAUUAUGUAAACAUUGAUUUGUGUCAUCAGUAUGGAAUUUCUGUCGCUGAGUCGCAGACGUUACACCGCGCAAAACGUCCCCAGCGGCGAAGAGGAGAAACGGAUGUUUUUGCAGGCUAUAAUUGAGUAAGAAAAAUGACAAAUUUAAUGAAACAGAAAAAAAUUAGCAAUUAUUGAAUGAGGCUGAGUGUUAUAUGAAUAAUUAUGCAGAUUGAGGAGGGUUAGUCAAAACAGGGUAGUCCAUGCACUGGGGUCAGUGUUUUGUCCACCACCAAUUUAAUUAAAAGCAGGAUAAUUUUAAUUCUGAAUCUCAUCCAUAGACAAAGUUAGACCAAGGAUGCUUACCAUUUGUCAGAACUGCCCAGCCAGACCAGUCCAGUUGUAAGGAGAAUUUCACUAUUAAUCUGGAAUGUCCUGCCAGAUCAAUGUUGUAAUAUGCAUGGUAGUGAUGUUUUUGGUAAAAAUAUCUAGAAAGGCUUAUAUUUCAAUUUCAAAAUGACCAGUGUGGCUGGCCUGUCUCCAUAACUUAUAAUUCACCUAUUCAUCCCUGGACAAUUCAGAGACAAAACACUGUGUGAAGCUGCUUAAGCUGUAUCCUGGUCACCAUUUAGACAGAGAGGACAAUUUCCUCAAAACGGUUUGUCCUAAAAUACAACUGUUUGAAAUUCCAAUGGCCCUUACAGAGUCGGGGCUGCUUGUGAUAACAGCUGGUUGUUUUCUUCUCUCCAUGACAAGUUAGAAAAAAUUUUCCAGGAAUCUCAUUUUCCUAUUAUUCUUACUUUCUUUCUUGUUUUCUUCUUCAGUGAGUGCUGAUGUUUAUGAUGGACAAAUGUCACCUUUGGAAGCUGUCGUUUUGAAUGCGAUGAUGACAGGUUCAUCAGUGCUUAAUCUCCGUGCUCACUUCCUUAAUCGUCUCCCAGAUCUCAGCAGUCUGGCAGGAAUGCUUACGCACUUAAACCUCUCAUUCAAUGAUCUCUGGGUAAGCAUGAAACUUGUCACUACUUGGUGCUUUCCAACGUGAGAAAACAGCCGAAAUUUCGCGAUGCCCCACCACUGAUUUGCCCCACGAAAUGACGUCUGAGAAUUCCAUACUGAUGACGCGUCACUAUUCAGAUCUGGGUAGUGCUUCUGAUUGGUUGUGCUGUGCCAAUAAGCCAAUCAGAAGCACUUCCCAUAUCUAGGCGGUGACACAUCGUAAGUAUGGAAUUUUUACGCUCAUUAAUCAGACGUCAUUUUGCCAGGAAACCAGUUGUGGCGUCACGAGAAGUCGGCUGUUUUCUCAGGAAAAGUAUUUUCCAACUAACAAUUUUGAAACCAAAGAGUAUGCAAAGCCCAAUCUUAAAGACGCUACAUCACUGUUUUUGUAUCUUGAAAUUUUUGCGUAAACUUUUCAGAUAAGUCAUUUUUUGUAAACUUCCCCCACAACCAACCUUAAUCUUAAAUAGUUAACUGUUAAAAUUUCCCUGAACCGGAACCCCCGCCAUACCCUUUGGUCACCUCAAUACAACUUUCUUCGCUAAGAUCAAGAGAUUUUCAAACCAUACCAGAAUGAGCACAAUUCAGUCAAGGACACCGGAAAAAAGUCCACGUGACAUUGACCUGAAAAUCUCCACUUGUCCCAUUGCCCACCUUUUUUUCUGAAAGAUCCUGUUUUCUUAAAAACUACCAAAAUGAAGUGCCCAGCAAGAGCCAAAGCGAAAAAGCGUGAAGACUUUUUUAAACCCGAAUCUCGAAAUUUUGCCCGCAUGCCUCACCUGUUUUUGCAUCUGGAUCAGAAGGCCGCCAAGUGUACGACCUGUAAACCGGUUUUGUUUUUACUUUUAUAGCACGACAGUGACCAGAAAACCACUUUCUUCAAAACGCGUUUUUCGGCAAAAUCAGGCUGUUUUUGGAUCCCCGCCAUUUCACCUAAUCUACAACCUUUAUUGUCCCUAAAAACGACCGACUCUUAAAAUUUUUAAAGGGGAAGAGUUUUUGCCUCACCUGUUUUCACUUCGUUUUUUUGUUCGUAUAUACGGCCUUGUUGAAUCAUUGUCAAUCCGACCGCUCUUUAAAAUUUACAGACUGAAGAGUCAAUUUUCUUUUUGUUCGUACCGUUACAAACUCCAACGGGCAUGGUUUCAAUCCCAGCAAAAUUUACAGACAGACGUGGCUGUCGUUAUAAACUUUUCUCACUACGAGAAGAAUCACAGACCAUGGAACCUCAAACAUUGAACAUUAAAAAGUGAUUUUACAAACUGCUCUGAUAUUUAUCAACUGAUAUAUCUCAAUUCUGACGAGAUCUCAAUGUAACUAUAUAUAUUUUCUUCACAGAUCUUUCCUUCAGAAAUAUUUCAGCUUGUGAAUCUGGUUUCUCUUAAGUUGAGAAACAACCCCGUUAAAGAAAUUCCUCAUGGUAUGUCAAAUAAUGAGUCUAUGAUUUUGAUUUUUUUCAAUGAACAUUUAUACAAGAGAAAUCACUAGAAAUUAACUGCAGAUUUAAACAGGUUUGCAUCGUCCUCUGGAAAAUGGUCCGAUUUUUUGAAACAAAAAUGGCUCUGCAUUCGCUCUCGCACUUCUUCCAUCUCCUUCAAUUUGUCAACUGUUUGCGAAUUUUUCCCGGGAGUUGAGUUCUUAAGGGCCCGGUUCCUCGAAAGAUGGUUAAGUUUAACCCCGGAUUGAGCCAAAUUUCAAGCACGGUUUUCUCGUCUAACAACAUGCAACUCGAGGUUACAGAAUACUGUUAAGCCUUUACUUGACGAGAUACAGAAAUGAGAACACAAAACGUUACCCUAAGCGAUACAUAGGAAUGCAUAAAAUACAAAAACGGAACGAAAUUUAAAUCCUGGAUUUAUGCUAAUCGGCCUUUCAGUAACCGGGCCGAGGUCUGUAUCUAAGUUGACAAAAAGUUAUAGAAAACCGUUGUUAUGUGUUCACGUUCUCCAUAAAACGUUAAACGACUGAAAUUAGAAAGUUCCACGUCGUAGUCGUGCAAUGACGUCAAAGAAAUGUACAAAAAUGGGUGAUGCACGUGCGAAGUUGUUGUUUUUCUAAAUCUAGGCCUAUUGCUUUUUGCCGUUGUUGUUCGGCGCUGUCAUUGUCGUCGUUGCUUAACCCUUCAAGCCCUAAGAGUGAUCAGCAUUAAAUUUCUCCUUGUAAUAUCAAUGCUUUGUAAAACAGAGUGGUCAUGAGAAUUACGGACAUGAUCACACAAGAUGAAUCUGCUUGAUAUUUUGUCAACCUCUCCCCACUACUUCUGUAGAAAAUGAAUAGGGACAACAAAUGAGAAUUCAAAUUUUGAUCUUAGGGUGCAAAGGUUUAAGCUUCUGCGGACGACACAGCAGAAAGUUGCCUCUGCCCAUUUGAUACUUCACUUUCUUAGAACAUCGGUGGCUGAAAAUAUGAGGUUUAAAUUGUAACGUACAGUUCAUUCGGCAAAGAAUUAAAUACAUCGUCCAAAUUUUAAAGUCGCCGCAAUGCCAAAUCCGAGUCACAUUUUUUUACAAGUAAAUUAGUUUAAAUCCUACGAAACUGAAGUUAGUAGAACUUAGCGCAUUACAAUUGUACUUUGAUCCGUUAGAAAAAAGAAAACAGAACGAGACUAUAACGGUUCUCUCAAUCCAAACUAGAGAGACUGAACUAUUUGAAAUCUUUUGAGCAGAGUAAAUGAACGUCACUGAUGUUUUCCUUUGUUAUCAUUUACAGAUAUAAAAAAGCUCAGGAGACUGAUAGUGUUCGACAUUUCUUUCAAUCUUCUUACCUCGUUACCGAAAAGGUAAGCUCUUCAGUUGCAAUACAUAUACUCGACGCGCUUGCGCCCUUCCUCUAAAUAAAUUACUGAAUUUAGGGCGCUAUCUGGAAGCUCAGUUUAAACAUUACACGUUCAUUCCUGACUAGCGAACGUGAUUAUUUCUUGUCAGUUAGCCUACAGCCUCAGUCUAAAUUGUCGGGACACUUUGCUGUCUUCUUGCCCUCCCAAUGUUGGUGUGCAAGAUUUGGUGAGUCAACUGCGAUAAACAACAUUGGGAGGACGAGGAGACGGGCCAGGGGCCCGUUUCUCGAAAGUCCCGGUAACUUUACGGGCCCGAAAUCAAAUAUUCAAAUCGAAAUAUAAAGAAUAAGAGCGCGGGCCCUGGCUAGCAAACUACUCCAUUUUGUUUCAUUAACUGACAGUUUUAUCGUGUCAGAUAAAAAACUAUUGAAACCUCGAUCUUUAAUGUAAACGGAGACAGCUUACCGGGCCCGUUAAUUAUUGGGACUUUCGAGAAACGGGCCCCAGAAGAGAAAAAAAUGUGUUGGGUGGCAGAGUAGUUAAGCUCCUACGUUGAAUAUAUUUAUAUGUUUUUAAUUCAAAGCACAAUGGAACUUCUUUCCCUAUGAACUCCUCUCUGUUGUAGAAAGUUGUUUGUGUCCCAAAGAUAGUAAACUUCGUUCUCCUUCAGGUAUUUUGACUGAUAAUUGCUAUUUCUUUAGUCUCUUUCAGUUAAAACAUCUUGAAAUUUUAGAUCUGGCUUACAAUCGUCUCUCAUUUAUCCCUUCAAACAUUGGAAAACUAAGGUAAUGUGAAUGAAAUGGCUGCACAACAUUUCUUGUCAAGUAUAAAAAGUCCAUCGAAGAACAAUUUAAGCACAUGCAUAGUGUUAAAGCUAGACUACGAGCUUUCUCUCUUUUUUCUUGGUCCGUCGAGCAGAACGCCCGAGACACGUAAGCCGCCCUCGUUUCUCGCGUCUCGCGGCUUCGUCAAUCAACGCUCGCGCGCACGUGCACUCCCCUUACUAAAUCUGACGAAAGAGAGAGACUGCUCGCAGUCUAUGUUAAAGACAAACAACUAGAAAGUUGGGGUUGAUUUUAAGGUACACACUAGGCGACAUGUCGCUGCAACACGUCUCGGUGACAGACAACUUCAUGUGAACGGAUCUGGCGACAAAUCGCUUCGUUUCUACUGGAGAAUUUUUGUGAAAAUGUAGCUUCCCCCUUUUUGAUUAUGUUACUGCUAAAGUUAGUAUCGAUUUAACUUAAAACUACAUUUUAACAAACUCGCAAUCCAUAGUUACUUAGUGCUAAAAAUCUCGUGGCGAGCGGAGGAGGAUGAAAUCACUUUUAGGGCGAUUGAAAAAUAUCGGUAUGGUCUCCGUAAUAAUCAUAUCCAAUUAGCCUUGCAAAAACCAGUGGAGGAGAUAGACUCUGAUAUUUGAAUGUAUUAUGUUUCGUUACAGCUGUCUUAGAGAAUUAAACCUUGAAGGAAAUCAGCUUGGUGCCAUGCCAGUAGGAGCUCUGUAUCUUAAUAUCAAGUACCUUAGAAUAAACAACAAUUUUACACAUCCUCUUCUGUGGCGAGAAACAGCAACAAACCAACCACAGGUGAGAAGAAUGGCUAAGGCUGCGUGCAAAUGGACGCAACAACUGCCAACAUUGUUGGGCCAACAAUGUUGGGAGUUGUUGCGUACAUGUUGGCAGUGGUGUGCAAACGGAUGCAACAACUCCCAACAAUGUUGGGACCUGCAGUCCAUCGUGGGAAGGAUGCAACCCAUAAGUCUUUGUAAACCAUGCGUAAUGAGCGUGCGUGGCCCCAACAAUGUUGGAAGAGCUGUGCAAACGGAUCCAACAUUGUUGCGCUACGCUUCGGCGAUCACGGAACAAAAGAAAUGCUGGGAGUUGUUGGCUGAAAAGUUUGACCGGUUUCAAACGUUGCGCAACAACACGCAACAACAUCCAACAACAUGCAACAUGGGAGUUGUUGGCCAACAAUGUUGCGUCCGUUUGCACGGGGCUUAAGAUGACUUAAUAAACCUUUAGUCACGUGCUUGGAUACCACUUAGCAACGGCUUGAUGGAUGGCACACAUCCAAGCGUUCAUUCCGAUUAUAAGGCUUUGAGUGCAAAGAGCGAAGCAUUCCUUUUUCUGUUAAAAAUUAAGCGAAAUGACUGGACUACGAAACUUAAAAGACGUUUGAAUCAACCUGGGAAAGCUUUGCCCGAUCGCACUUCAAUCUGAAUAAACACCCGGAGGGUUUGCUAUCCAGCGAGCCGUUGCUAAGUGAUAUCUAAGCGCGUGACCAAGUUCUGCAAAGGAAUAAUUUGGCUCACAAUGCGUUCUAGAUUUUCUUAUUUGAUGGAUCAGCAAUGCCACUGUUUUGAUAAUUAGCCUUGCUUAACGGCAGAAUAUCCUGCCGUUUUGAAGCAACCCCUAAGAGUAGGUGGAUACUCGUAUCCACGUAUUCGCGUAUGCAUUAUGGUGAUUCGAAAAUAGAAAACUGACAAAAAUAACGCAUGUGUUAACCGAUUCCAGUCCACCGGUAGGCUGAUUUCAUACAGAAACGAGGGUUGUUCUUCGUUUAGAUGAUACUAUUGCGAAAUUUCGCACGGAAAUGAAAUUGUUGCCCUGGUAGAGCAACCAGGGUGAACUCACACCGGUGUGACAUUUUUUGGUGGUAUCCGGGAGGAGUAUUCGAAAAAUGUUUAUACGGGGAGACUCUGCCCCGAGGUCCAACCCCUUACCCUUUUAUAUACCAUUUUUCACGAAAAAGGUACCCCUUUCAUAUACCUUCUAUUGACAAAUGGUACCCCUUUCACAUACCUUGUUUAGAACUUUGCAUCCCUUUUUACUUUUAACUUUUGGGCCCUUUUACAGACCCAGAUGACAGAUUUCCUUACCUUUUAAUAUACUUCAACCAGUAAAAUCCCUACCCAUAGAUACACUUGAAGCUUGAAAAAGGUCCCCCUUUCGGGGGAGCCUCCCCAUAUAGGCCAUUAUAGGGAGUACCCACUGGGGGUAUGCAUGUAAACGAAUACAGAACCACCAGAGGCGUAGAAAUGAGCCGAAACUGGGGCCCGUUUUUCAAAAGGCCAGCUAACGUUACGGUUCCGGAGGCAAAUUUUUUUAAAUCAAAAGUUGUUGAAUAGUGGCAAGGUUCCUAGCUCACAAACCGGUCAAUUUUGCCUCGUUAACUGAUACUGUUAUUGUAUCAGUUUAAAAUUAUUGAAACUUUCAUCUUUAAUGCAAACAUGGCAAACUAAAAAAACAGCUUUUCGGGCCCGAAAAGUUGUCGGGACCUUGGGGCCACCGGUAGGAAAGUCGCCUCGGUACCAUGUGAACACCACCGUGUAUUGUUGCCCUCAGAGAGAAAGUUGACGUAUUUUAAAAAGGGCGAAUCAUUCGUUCACAAACUGUGUUCAUGUUUUUUUAUGGUACCUUAAUGGUUUUUAACUGGCAACCGAGCCCGACCCCCAGUAUUCAUUAUCGAGUUGCAAAAAGGAUGUUUUAAAUCUGAGUUUUCUUUGAUAAGGUAAAAAAGUGUGGGAGGUUGCUCAGUGCCCCUUUACGGAAAUUUCUUGGACUUUGGGAGAAUUUGAAUCUUGACAUGUUAUUUUUAUGAAGCAGUAUAAGAAGAGUAUCUAUGUCUAAUCUGAGUCUAUAUUUUAUUAUUGUGUUUAGCGACUUGGUGACCUGUCAGCUCUAGCUGUGUUCAAGGAGGGAAUUCACUUUAAAAAUAAAAAUUUACCAGGAGCAAUUAAAAACAUUAUGGAAAGGUGAGUACUUCAUGCUAUUUCCUCUCUCUACUCAGAUGUAAGUGAAUGAAUAAGUGAAUUAAUAAAUCAGUAAAUAACGUUUGGAGCUCCAGACCGAGUUCGAUCGAAGGAUUAGGUCUCGAAAUUUCUGUCAAUCCACGACCUACCGUGUAUUUGUUGCACAAAGUAUCUGACAAAAAUAUCCAGUGUUGCGUGAAUGUUGCUCGUUGUGUUGUAUGAAAUGUUGUGUGCUGCGAGAGAUGUACAAGCGAUAUUGCGCGCAUUGGUUCGUGCGAUUUGGCAAAUGAUGCUACGCGCAACAAUUGCUUGCAUUGGUGUUUUCGAUGUUGCAAAUGAUGCAGCGCGCAAGAAUUGCGUGCGAGUUUGCAACUGAAUCUGCGCGAGGUGUUUUCCGUUCAUUGUUGCUUGCGAUAUUGGUAAUGAUGCUGGGUGCAACCAGCUAUACAGCGUUCAAAAAGCAUAUAUUGCUGCGGUGUCGCACGAUGCCGACUGUGUGAGCUGUUGGACGCUAUGCUGCGUUCGAUGGCAACAAGCGUCAUGGUGCGUGCUGUGUUCCACACGUUUUAUACACUUGACAAAAUCUCUUCUUUUCUUUCUCGAUCUAGUUACACUCGUUGCGAUUGCUGUGAUGGUCCAAUGUUUGGCCCAGGAGUACGGGUCAUCAAAGCUCCUCCAGAAAUGUUUGGUAUCAAGAAUCUCCCCUUUCUCUUCAAUGCCUGCACACAAACUUGCAGAAGACAGUUCAGUAAAAGUCCCCAGUCACUACAGGAGUGGAUGAAAAGAAAUGUACCGCUAAACACAACCUUUUAAUAGAGAGCUUUAGAUUUGAAGACAAGUACGAGUACGAGAGUUAACUUAAAUUUUAGCGCGUGUUCUCACAAAAAAGACACCCCGGAAAACUUCAUUAUACUUUCUUUCACCAACAAAGUUAGUAGGGUUAUUUAUACUGAAGGAGGUUAAGCCCUCUCCCGAUGGCAAAAUGAUUAAACUUCUUACAUUUGAUAACUUGUUCCCGAGACAUUCUCGCUAAAACCUCGUAGUAGAAUGACGACGGCUAUCACGUUUUCCCGCCAAAAAUGACGCUUGUUCACGCGCAAGGAAUACUCAGUAUUGAGAAAUCUCAUACUCGUAGUGGUCCUUGUCGCAGAAUCUAAAGCUCUCUAAUUGCAGCGUCUAUAGUCAACCCAGGAUAAACCAAUAAAUAUUAGUGGGCAUAAUAUAUGACGGCGCAGUGAAGGGAAAAUGGCCACCCCUAAAGAUGUCACGAGAGAACCGUUUGGUGGGUUUUAACGCCCUACAGAGCAAUAGGUUUCACCCGACAGGAGAUGAGCAAAAGGCCCAUAUCAUUGAUUUACGAUUCUACCAAGACAAGAAACGUCAGCGAAGAUAAAUACACAGAGGAACUGAUAUAUUUUAGUACAAGAAAUAACACAGAGGUAACUUUCUCUGUCUAAUGGAUAAAUUUGUUUCAAAAAUUGCUAUAUUUUUGUGAGGU
This is a messenger RNA of Porites lobata, 14709 nucleotides long. The record is from the annotation of a GenBank genome assembly. NCBI's taxonomy places the organism in Eukaryota, Metazoa, Cnidaria, Anthozoa, Scleractinia, Poritidae.